AUGCGCCGCCUGCUCGACGAGGCCGGCCUGACGCAGGUGCGCACCGGCUCGGUCGGCACCGGCGGCUGGCAUGUCGGCGAGCCGCCGGAUCUGCGCGCGCGUGAGGCCGCCGCCCGGCGCGGCUACGACCUGUCGGCGCUGCGAGCCGAGCAGCUCGCGGCGCGGCACUUCGAGACCUUCGACCGCCUCUACGCCAUGGACCUGGGCCAUCUGCGCCAUCUGCGCGCGCGCGUGCCGGCCGCGCUGCGUACGCGGGUGCGCCUGUUCCUGCAUCCGCUGGACCCGGAGGUCGGCUUGGGCCGGAGCGGCGCGCGCGAGGUGCCGGACCCCUACUACAGCGACCAGGCCGCCUACGAGCUGGUGCUCGACCUGGUCGAGGCGGUCGAGGCGGCGCUGGGCCUGCGCCCGCUCAAGACACGGCCGCUGGGCGGCGGCUGCAUCGCCGAGGUGGCGGCGGUCGACCUGCCCGACGGCCGCCGCCUGGUCGUCAAGCGCGGGCCGCCGCGAACGGCGCGGCCCGCCGGCGGGGACCCGUCCGACGGUGGGGCCGGGGGGCUGGCGCUGGAGGGCUGGAUGCUCGGGGUGUUGGGCCGCCACGGCCUGCGGGUGCCCGAGGUGCUGUACGCCGAUGCCGAGCUGCUGGUGAUGACCCGCCUGGACGCGGGCGGCCGCCUCGACACGCCAAACCAGGGGCAGGCUGGCGAAGCCCGGACUGCCGAAGCCCGGACUGGCGAAGUCCGGACUGGCGAAGUCCGGACCGCCGAAAUCCGGGCCGCCGAGGCCAUCGCCGCCCUGCACGCCCACACCGCGCCGGCCUUCGGGCUGGAGCGCGACACGGUGAUCGGCGGCCUGCCGCAGCCCAAUGCCUGGCUGCCGCGCUGGCUGCCCUUCUUCGCCGAGCGGCGGCUGCUGCACAUGGCCGGCCUCGCCGCCGGGCGCGGGCGCCUGCCCGGCGCGGAUCUGGCGCGAGUCGAGCGGCUGGCCGGCCGGCUCGAGCGCUAUCUGGGCGAGCCGGCGCGCCCGGCCCUGCUGCACGGCGACCUCUGGGGCGGCAACGUCCUGGUCGGCGCCGACGGCCGGCCGGGCUUCAUCGACCCGGCGAUCUACUACGGUCACCCGGAGGUGGAGCUGGCCUUCACCACCCUCUUCGGCACCUUCGGGCGGCCCUUCUUCCGCCGCUACGCCGAGCUGGCGCCGCUGGAGCCCGAUUUCUUCGAGGUGCGGCGCGACCUCUACAACCUCUACCCCCUGCUGGUGCAUGUCGCGCUGUUCGGCGGCGGCUACCUGGACAGCGUGCGCCGGGUCCUCGACCGCUACCUGCUGCGCUGGGUCGAGCGGCUGGUGCUGCUGGCCGUCGCCGUCUUCACCGUGAUGGCGGCCGGGGUCGAGGUGCUUCGGGUGGUCGAGACCGGCAGCGUGGUGCUGGCCGACCUGCUGCUGAUGUUCCUCUAUGCCGAGGUCAUCGGCAUGGUCGCCGUCUUCUACCUCUCGCGCACCACGCCGCUGUUCUACCCCAUCUUCAUCGCGAUCACCGCGAUCGCCCGGCUGAUCGUGCUGCAGUCGAAGGAGAUGGACCCCCUCAAGAUCAUCUACGAGGCGGCGGCGAUCCUGCUGCUGGCCGGCGCCGUCGCCCUGCUCAAGCGCUUCGCGGCCGACUGA
Symbiodinium necroappetens is the source of this 1659-nucleotide messenger RNA. The record is from the annotation of a GenBank genome assembly. Lineage: Eukaryota; Dinophyceae; Suessiales; Symbiodiniaceae.